This is a messenger RNA of Juglans regia (Persian walnut), 983 nucleotides long. RefSeq lists its product as uncharacterized. The transcript has 3 exons. Gene Ontology annotation, molecular function: protein binding. Bases 16 to 747 code for a protein of 243 amino acids. Lineage: Eukaryota; Viridiplantae; Streptophyta; Magnoliopsida; Fagales; Juglandaceae. The record is from RefSeq and is a predicted model, not a curated record.
AUCUUAACCCCUAUCAUGUCUACUUUUUGGUACAGUCCAGGAAUCAUGUUAUUGAUUUUCAAUAGGAUAAGCAGUCACGUCCCUCUCAAGAUUUUAUCAAUAGAAGAUGGCACAGUUCUCAAAUCAUUCAAUCAUCUACUUCAUCGAAGCAAGAAGGUGGACUUCAUAGAACAAUUCAAUGAGAAGCUUCUUGUUAAGCAAGAAAAUGAAAACCUUCAGAUUCUUGAUGUUCGAAAUGCUGAGCUGAUGGAAGUUAGCAGAACUGAGUUCAUGACUCCAUCAGCAUUUAUCUUUCUGUAUGAGAACCAGUUGUUCCUGACAUUCAGGAAUCGAACAGUUGCUGUUUGGAACUUUCGUGGGGAGCUUGUGACAUCAUUUGAGGAUCACCUUUUAUGGCAUCCUGACUGCAAUACAAAUAACAUAUAUAUUACAAGUGAUCAGGACCUUAUCAUAUCUUACUGCAAGGCAGAUUCUGACGAUCAUUGGAUGGAAGGAAAUGCUGGGUCUGUCAAUAUCAGUAACAUCUUGACUGGGAAAUGCCUGGCUAAAAUAACUGCAAGCAGCAGCUGUCCCAAGGUCGAUGAGUGCAGCAGCAGUGCAGGCAGCUCAAAACAGCCAGAUCACUACAGGGUGAGGAGCACGGUUGCAGAGGCUCUGGAAGACAUCACUGCCCUUUUCUAUGACGAAGAAAGGAAUGAGAUUUAUACGGGUAACCGGCAUGGUCUGGUUCAUGUGUGGUCUAACUGAAAUUUAGAUUGUUCAUUAAUUUGUUGUGGGCGCUAUAAGAUUGCUGCCAGAGGAUUGGUUUUUCAUUUGGCUCUGUAUCAUAUAUCAAUCAUCAUGGGAUAACGUAAGGGCACUGCCCUUUUUCACGAGGCUUUCAAAGUGAUCUUGUAUUGUAUCAUUUGAUUUGUGUGGUUCUUAUGAACAAGUAUUUUGUAGAUUGGCUUUUUUCGGGAAUAUAGGUAGCCUGAUUGCGAUGC